AUGGUGAGUGCGAUAUACCCGCUACCUCAUGCUGCCGGGCUUCUACGCUCUUCAACAGCCUGCUACAAGAUGCUCGCCCUGCGGAAGCUGCUCCCAGCCUCCCCGUCGCUAGGGCACGCUUCCGCAACGACUCCGCUGUUAGCAGACGACCGGCGCCGGUUGUCUGCCGACUCGGCAAUGUCCGACUCCGAAGACGAUGCCCUCCGCGGCGACGCCCCUUCCACCCACUCCGGCCGGUCGUGGCACCUCCGACUGCGCGAGACCCUGAUCUUCAUCUGGGCGCUUCUCGCCACCGCCGGGGUGCUCAUCCUGGCCGUCUGGAUGUCCCACAAGUCGCAGACCAACCUCGAGAAGCCCAGCGGCAAGCGGAACCUGAUCUUCAUGGUCUCGGACGGCAUGGGCCCCGCCUCGCUCUCGCUCACACGGUCCUUCCGGCAGUACACCGAGGGCCUGGAGUUCGGGGAUACCUUGACCCUGGACAAGCACUUCUGGGGCAGCAGUCGCACCCGCAGCGCCUCAUCCCUGGUUACAGAUUCGGCCGCCGGGGCCACAGCCUUCAGCUGCGCCCGGAAGAGCUACAACGGCGCCAUCUCCAUGCUGCCAGAUCAGACUCCCUGCGGCACAGUCCUGGAGGCUGCCAAGCGAGCUGGUUUCAUGACCGGCCUCGUAGUGACGACCGACAUCACCGACGCGACCCCCGCUUGCUUCUCGGCGCACGUGGACGUGCGCGAGCAGGAGGACGAGAUCGCGCUCCAGCAGGUCGGCGAGGGUCCUCUCGGUCGAGUGGUGGAUUUGAUGUUCGGUGGCGGAAGAUGCCAUUUCCUCCCCAACACCACUCAGGGGAGUUGCCGAGCCGACGACAUUGAUGUCGUGGGCAUUGCUCAGGAGAAGCACGAGUUCACCUACGUCGAUGACCGUGCUGGAUUCGACGAGUUCUGGGAGGGCAGAAGCGACGUCCCCCUCCCAAUGCUAGGACUCUUUGCGCCCACCGACAUUCCUUUCGAGCUAGACCGCCGCAACAUGGACGAUGUGUACCCGAGCUUGAGUGAGAUGGCCAAGACCGCCAUUAAGGCCCUGGAGAAGGCGACGGCCAACAGCGACAAGGGAUUCUUUCUCAUGAUUGAAGGCAGCAGGAUUGACCAUGCAGGCCACAUCAACGACCCGGCCGCUCAGGUUCGAGAGGUCCUCGAGUACGACAAGGCAUUCAAAAUUGUUGUAGAUUAUCUGGAAGAGAGCAAGACACCGGGCGUUUUGGUUGCAACAAGUGACCAUGAGACUGGUGGCCUCUCCGUUGCCAGACAGCUCACCCCAGAGUACCCGGAUUACCUGUGGUAUCCUGCCGUUCUGGCCAAUGCCUCGUCAUCUUCGCUAUAUCUUGCACACAAACUACAUGAACAUUUGGCAUCACUUCCCGCAAGCGACGCGCAAUCAGAUAAAGAUCUCAAGACUUACAUCAAAGAGUUGAUUGUUUCAGAUUUGGGCAUUCUGGAUGCCUCGGACGAAGAGGUUUCCACGAUUGCCAAGUACCCGGUGGCCGCGCAACCGUUGUUUGCGAGGAUGGUCAGCACUCGCGCGCAGAUUGGCUGGAGCACCCACGGCCAUUCAGCCGUAGAUGUCAACAUCUACAGCUCGGGCGGGCCUGGCACAGACGCAAUCAGAGGAAACGUUGAGAACACAGACGUCGGCAAGUUUUUGCGAGAAUAUAUCGAUGUAGACGUCGACGCCAUCACUCUGGAGCUGCGGGAGAAGAUGGAGCGUAGACCGAAGACCACCGCGGCUGCGGCUGCCAAGGUUGAGAGUUUGGGGCAGGACCAUUGGGCCAGUCAUGAGGAUAUGGUCCGGCACCUGGAGCAGGAGGGAGUCGAGCUGUUUUGA
Molecule: messenger RNA, 1875 nt
Organism: Neoarthrinium moseri
Lineage: Eukaryota; Fungi; Ascomycota; Sordariomycetes; Amphisphaeriales; Apiosporaceae
Exons: 3
Coding region: 1-1875 (624 amino acids)
Biological process (GO): dephosphorylation
Cellular component (GO): fungal-type vacuole membrane
Molecular function (GO): alkaline phosphatase activity
Source: RefSeq, a predicted model, not a curated record